Molecule: messenger RNA, 2826 nt
Organism: Theobroma cacao (cacao)
Lineage: Eukaryota; Viridiplantae; Streptophyta; Magnoliopsida; Malvales; Malvaceae
Gene: MEE40
Product: Pentatricopeptide repeat (PPR) superfamily protein
Molecular function (GO): protein binding; mRNA binding
Source: RefSeq, a predicted model, not a curated record
UCAGACACGGCAGGAGAAACGACCGCAAAUGACUCUCGUCUUCCUCACGAGCUGAAGCUCUCUCUCUCUCUCCCUUGAAACACAUAAAGGGAAAAAUGUCUUCCUCUACAUGUUUCAAAUGCUACCCUUGGUCUUACUCUCCAUCCCUCCCUUUCUUCCAAAAACCCACUUCGUAUUUCUCCAUCUCCUUCUCAUCCACUCAACAAAACCAAACCCAGUUUCCUCUCUCCCACAAUUUCACUCCCACUCAACUCCUCGACACCCUCCGCCGCCAAAACGAUGAAUCCUCUGCUCUUCGCUUAUUCGAUUGGGCCUCAAAGCAGCCCAAUUUCACCCCAAACUUAUCCAUCUACGAAGAACUCCUCACCAGGCUUGGAAAACACGGCUCCUUUGAUUCUAUGAAGCAUAUUCUACAACAAAUGAAGCUCUCUGGCUGUGAACUUCGUAGAGGUACAUUCCUGAUUCUUGUCGAAAGUUAUGCCGAUUUUGAUUUGUACGAUGAAAUCCUUGACGUUGUUGAGUUGAUGGAGAGUGAGUUUGGUUUAAAGUCCGACACCCAUUUUUAUAAUUUCCUUUUGAAUGUUCUAGUGGAUGGGAAUAAGUUAAAGUUAGUAGAAGCUGCUCAUAAUGGAAUGGUUAGUAGAGGGGUGAAGCCUGAUGUUUCAACUUUCAACGUUUUAAUUAAGGCUUUAUGUAAUGCACAUCAAAUUAGGCCUGCCAUUUUAAUGAUGGAAGAAAUGCCUAGUUAUGGUUUAAGCCCUGAUGAGAAAACGUUUACCACGAUAAUGCAAGGGUUUAUUGAUGAAGGUAAUUUGGAUGGUGCAUUGAGGAUUAGAGAACAAAUGGUGGAAGCCGGACAACAAGUUACUAAUGUGACUGUGAAUGUUUUGGUACAUGGGUUUUGUAAGGAAGGUAGGAUUGAGGGGGCGUUGGAUUUUAUACAGAUAAUGACGAAUGAAGGGUUUUAUCCAGAUCAAUUCACUUUCAAUACACUGGUGAAUGGUUUGUGUAAGGCAGGUUAUGUUAAACAUGCUUUGGAGAUCAUGGAUGCGAUGCUUCAAGACGGGUUUGAUCUGGAUAUAUUUACAUACAACUCUUUGAUUUCUGGAUUGUGUAAAAUUGGCGAGAUUGAGGAGGCAGUGGAAAUUUUAAACCAAAUGAUAUUGAGGGAUUGUUCACCAAACACUGUUACGUAUAAUACCUUGAUUAGCACCUUGUGUAAGGAGAACCAAGUUGAAGAAGCCACUGAACUUGCUCGUGUACUAACAAGUAAGGGGAUUUUUCCUGAUGUUUGCACCUUUAAUUCUUUGAUACAAGGUCUGUGCCUGACAAGAAAUCAUAGUAUUGCUAUGGAACUGUUUGAGGAGAUGAAGAACAAAGGGUGCCAACCUGAUGAAUUUACCUACAAUAUGUUGAUUGAUAGCUUGUGUUGUAGAGGGAAACUAGAAGAAGCUUUAAGCCUGCUUAAAGAAAUGGAGUCAGGUGGCUGUGCUCGGAAUGUUAUUACUUAUAAUACUUUGAUUGAUGGAUUCUGCAAAAACAAGAGGAUUCAAGAUGCAGAGGAAAUCUUUGAUGAAAUGGAAAUUCAAGGGGUUUCAAGAAAUUCAGUGACCUAUAACACCCUCAUUGAUGGUCUCUGCAAGAGCAGGAGGGUGGAGGAGGCUGCUCAGCUCAUGGACCAGAUGCUAAUGGAAGGAUUGAAGCCUGACAAGUUCACGUACAAUUCUCUGCUUACAUACUUUUGCAGGGCUGGGGAUAUUAAAAAGGCUGUGGAUAUCGUCCAAACCAUGACUUCAAAUGGGUGUGAACCAGAUAUUGUCACCUAUGGAACCCUGAUUGGAGGCCUUUGUAAGGCAGGUAGGGUAGAUGUUGCAACAAGAGUCCUUAGAACUGUACAGAUGAAAGGGAUGGCUUUGACGCCACAUGCUUAUAACCCUGUUAUUCAAGCACUAUUUAGACGGAAGAGAACCAAUGAAGCUAUGAGGCUUUAUAGAGAGAUGUUGGAGAAGGGUGAUCCUCCAGAUGCCAUAUCAUAUAAGAUAGUAUUUCGUGGCCUUUGCAAUGGUGGAGGACCAAUUGGAGAAGCUGUUGAUUUUGUAGUCGAGAUGAUUCAGAAAGGAUUUUUACCUGAAUUCUCAUCAUUCUACAUGCUGGCUGAAGGACUUUGUUCAUUAUCUAUGGAGGAUACCUUAGUAAAGCUCAUUGAUAUGGUAAUGGAGAAAGCAAACUGCUCAGACAGCGAGGUUUCCAUCAUAAGGGGUUUCCUUAGAAUUCGUAAAUUUCAAGAUGCUUUGGCCAUUCUUGGAAACAUACUGGACAGCAAAAAGCCUAAGAAAUCUUUCUCGUUAAGAUGAAAUUUAUCUCCACAAACUGGUAGCAAAUGCAGAAGCCUCAUUGUUGAUUUUAUAAAGUUGGCGUUCAAUGUUAUUUCAAGUGCAAGUUCAUAUCCUUUUGCUGAUGGACAAGAAUAUAAUCACAAUUUUGACAGAAAUUCCGCAGGAUGAAAUGCUUGUACUCCGGCUUAUAUCAGUGCAUUAUGGUACCCUUUGCUUUCUUUUUUCUAGCGCGGAGGAGCAGAUUUCCUCUUCCACAUUUAAUUUCUCAGGCACAGACGCAUUGUUCUAAUCGACCAGCAUGUUUCAGUGUGCAGAUACAUUGCUCUCUCACCAGAACAGGAAUAUUUAUCUUCUUCUUGACCAUGUUAUAAAGCAAUGCUUAGGAUUCUAGUACAGAGUGCAUGUUGCACUAGGCAUUAAUCGCUUUUAUUUUCCCUUGUACCGACUGAAUUUGAGAAAUUUACCAGGUGAGAUUUACAUAUUGUACUCU